AUGAAAGAAUCAGAAGAACGGGGUUCCUCGAAGAAUCUCAAAAAAAUCAUCCCGCCGUACAUGAAGGCGGUUUCGGGUUCAUUGGGUGGGAUUAUGGAGGCGUGUUGUUUGCAGCCGAUCGACGUUAUCAAGACCCGUCUGCAACUCGAUCGGAGCGGGACCUAUAAAGGGAUCAUUCACUGCGGAGCCACAGUGUCGCGCACGGAAGGCGUGCGUGCUCUGUGGAAGGGACUGACCCCCUUCGCCACGCACCUGACUCUCAAAUACGCGCUCCGCAUGGGCUCCAAUGCAGUGCUUCAAUCCGCUUUUAAAGAUUCAGAGACUG
Carica papaya (papaya) is the source of this 325-nucleotide messenger RNA. NCBI's taxonomy places the organism in Eukaryota, Viridiplantae, Streptophyta, Magnoliopsida, Brassicales, Caricaceae. The record is from RefSeq and is a predicted model, not a curated record.